Cyprinodon variegatus (sheepshead minnow) is the source of this 1051-nucleotide messenger RNA. RefSeq names its product transcription factor HES-5-like (gene her12). Gene Ontology annotation, molecular function: protein dimerization activity; DNA-binding transcription factor activity, RNA polymerase II-specific; RNA polymerase II cis-regulatory region sequence-specific DNA binding. The record is from RefSeq and is a predicted model, not a curated record. Gene Ontology annotation, biological process: regulation of neurogenesis; anterior/posterior pattern specification; regulation of transcription by RNA polymerase II. The coding region runs from base 93 to 563 and encodes 156 amino acids. Gene Ontology annotation, cellular component: nucleus. NCBI's taxonomy places the organism in Eukaryota, Metazoa, Chordata, Actinopteri, Cyprinodontiformes, Cyprinodontidae. The transcript is spliced from 2 exons.
AUGAGGCAGUAUAAAAGCUGGAGCAGCUCCUCCAGAGACAUUAGAGCUAAGAGAGUUGCCUGCGAGAAGCGUCUCAGUUUACUAGCACAGACAUGUCCCCCUGCCCCAACAGCUACUCCUCUGUUCAUCAGCUGAGGAUGUCUGAGAGAGACAACAUCAAAUUAAGAAAGCCUAUAGUGGAGAAAAUGCGCAGGGACCGUAUCAACACCUGCAUCGAGCAGCUCAAAGUCAUCCUGGAGAAGGAGUUCCACAAGCAGGAGCCCAACUCCAAGCUGGAGAAAGCCGACAUCCUGGAGAUGACAGUGAGCUUCCUGAAGCAGCAGCUGCAGUCGGGCUUCUGUCAGGGCGACUUCAGCCAGAGUUACCCUCACUGCCUGAGGGACUCUGUGCAUUUGCUAUCUGUUGGAUCAGCCACAGAGGCCUCUGCUGGACCUCAGCCGAUCCUUCAGCAUCAAGACUCUACUGCCCAUCAGACACAGAGAGCCAGCAGCUGCUUCCCGCUCAGACCCAGCACACAGCUGGACAGCAGCAGCAGCAGAGGCUCUGUGUGGAGGCCAUGGUAGAGACUCCACUCUUUGACACCUGAGGGGGAAUCAUUCUCUCCCUCAAUAUGUAGGAAAUAUAUUUCCAUCCUGCUCAUUCAGUGUGGGUUCACCUAUUGUCUCAUCACAUUGAUGGACAAGUAAAAGCCAUGCGCUCCAUGUUAUGAAAUCAUUUGUUUUUCUCUGUGUUAAAAUCUGAGGAUUUCAGUGAUGAUAGUUUUUUUGUCAAAUGAUGUGAACGUUUACUCCGGUGGAGUUUAUCUUGGGUCUGCUUUAUGUGACAGUAUAUGUUUCUGACAGCCUUGGUUGAGAAUAUUUCUCUUCUGUUUUAACUAUAUUAUGCCAAUCUUUUAUGUCUGAGCCUAUUUUCUACAUGCUUCUGCACACAAAUGGAUGUAUCUAAUGAUGUAUGAUUUGCAUGUUGGUGUUUAUGUUUUCCUUCAGGUUUCAGGCUUUUUUUGUUAAUUUUUCUAAAGCUUGUAUGACAAUUAAUAAUAAAGAAUGCAAUC